This is a messenger RNA of Rubroshorea leprosula, 2385 nucleotides long. The record is from the annotation of a GenBank genome assembly. Lineage: Eukaryota; Viridiplantae; Streptophyta; Magnoliopsida; Malvales; Dipterocarpaceae.
GGGUCGUCGAAUUGCGGGGGUGAGGGGAAGGCAGGAAGAGAAGCAAGAAGAUGUCGGCUAGAUUGCUGAAGAAAGUUUUGAAAGAACAAGAGCAACGGAGUCAGCAAUUCAUAGCUGAAGAAGAAGAUGAUGACGAGCAGCAGCUGAGCGGCGAUGAAUCGGAGUCUUCAGAUUCGGGCACUCGUUCUUUGAAGAACCCGUUCGACCUGCUCAACGAGGACGAUGAAGAGGACAACCCCGAUCAGGUAGAGGAGCGUGAAGUUGCUGAUGAGACCUCAGGUGGAAAACAACGAGUUCCUGUGAUGAAAAAUACUACUUCACAAGCUUCUGAUAACAAAUCAAAGAAAAAGAAGAAAAAGAAAAGCAAGGGUGGUUCUUUGAAUUCGGAUAAAUCUGAAAAAUCAUUGGAUGCUGCUUUAGAAAUUUUAUCUUUAGAUGUAAGUUCGUCUGAGCCUCAGUCUGACCCUGUGAAAACCAAAUCAGAAAAUGCUAAAGUUUGUGACAAUCUUGUCAAACGAACUGGCUACUCUAUAUUACAAGUGGAUCCCAAACAUCUUAACGCUGAAAAUGAGCUGAAGAGAAUUUUUGGUUCUAAGGUUGUGAAAUCAUUUGAGAAAAGCAAUCAAAGCAGUGGUCAAAGACAGAUACGUGGAGGAAGGCGUGGAAGUCAUCACAUUAGAAAGACUGUUCUGGUAUCUCCAUUAGACCAUUGGCCUCGUUGGGAUGGGUCUUUUUCUAUGGAACUUUUGGAAACCAAGGAUGGGUAUAAUUACUUCAGAUACAUACACUCAUCUUCCUAUGGUCAAGCACAGAGAGCAUUUGAAGCUGCACAGGCUAUUCAUGAUCUGAAUGGUGUAGCAAGUGUUCUGAUGCAUCAUCCAUAUCACUUAGAUUCACUUCUAACGAUGGCAGAUUAUUUUAAAUUUGUGGGAGAGCAUCAGAUGUCAGCAGAUUCUAUUGCAAAGUGUUUAUAUGCCUUGGAAUGCGCAUGGCAUCCUAUGUUCACCCCCUUUCAGGGUAACUGCCAGUUGAAGUACAGUCAUGAUGCAAACAAGCCAUUGUUCAAAGCACUUUUCAUUCACAUGAAAAACAUGGACAGACGUGGCUGUCAUCGUUCUGCACUGGAGGUUUGCAAAUUGUUGCUUUCACUCGAUUUGGAUGAUCCAAUGGGAGCUAUGUUCUGCAUUGACUACUUUGCUCUUAGAGCUGGGGAGUAUGCAUGGUUAGAACAAUUUUCUGAAGAAUAUAAAAGUGACAACUCCUUAUGGUUGUUCCCAAACUUCUCAUAUUCCCUUGCUGUUUGCCAGUUUUAUCUUGAGAGAGAGGACUCCUCAGUUGAUGCUUGUCAGGAUACUUCAAAGGCUACUUCUGCUGAUCUUAUGAAUCAGGCUUUGAUGCUUCAUCCUGCAGUCCUUAAGAAGCUCGUAAACAAGGUUCCCUUAAAAGAUCAGGCAUGGACAAAUAUACUCAAAAGUUCCUUUUUUCGCUCUGAUCAAACCGGGGUUGCAUCCUUGGAUCACCUGAUUAAUAUUUAUGUAGAGAGAAAUUAUCUCAUAUGGAGGCUUCCAGAUCUGCAAAGAUUACUUCGUGAUGGUGCACAGCUUGUCAUUGAGUCACUGGAACACAAUAGAAAUGGUGCUAAAGAUUGGGCUUGUGUGAGAAAAGAAGCAUUCUCAUCUGGGAAAAAUGAGUAUUCUCAUUUGCUGGUUCAGGAUUUUUCUGACACGGUACCAACCCUUCCACCUGAUAACCUGCAAAACUUUAUGGUUGACCCAAGGGCAGGUUUGCAGAUUGGCAACUUGGUUCCUGAUCCAGUUAAUGCUGGCCAUGCUCCACCACCAACGGACAUUGCAAAUCGCAAUCCAUUGGUUGUUUUGAUUGAAUCAAUGCUACCAUGGGUGAAUUAUGGUGAUGCAGGAGAUGUUGUGGGUAUUGAUGUAAAUCAGCAUAAUGGACAAGCCCGAGAUGAUGAAAAUGAUUGAGCGUCUGUAUUAUGAAGGGUUGAUAGAAAACUUUUUACAGCAUUGUAUCCAAUUAUUAUAAUGUUUCUGAUAUAUACGUUCCCCUUGGAAAUCAAAUGACAUUUCGGCAAAGAAAAUAGCUCUUCCAUGUAUAAAGGGAUGCCAAGACAAAUCACAAAUUUCAUUCUUGGUUAUCUUGAGAAUUUUGUAGACAUUGUCGAACAUCAUGUAGGAACUGAUUCACUUUACAUUUUUCAUAGCACUUGGAAUGAUAGAGGGAACAUUUCCAUUUUGCUGGUAUUGUUUCUUUUAUCAUAGCUUUCGUUCAUGGUUUCUCGAACUUGCAUGCUUAAAGAACUACAUCGUAAACACCAAGGAUCAGCUAUCCAUAAACCCUGUGAAACAUGUUCCAUAUACCUAGUUU